This is a messenger RNA of Pungitius pungitius (ninespine stickleback), 1498 nucleotides long. RefSeq names its product receptor accessory protein 2 (gene reep2). The coding region runs from base 234 to 1061 and encodes 275 amino acids. Gene Ontology annotation, cellular component: endoplasmic reticulum membrane; cytoplasmic microtubule. Gene Ontology annotation, molecular function: taste receptor binding; microtubule binding. The record is from RefSeq and is a predicted model, not a curated record. Lineage: Eukaryota; Metazoa; Chordata; Actinopteri; Perciformes; Gasterosteidae. The transcript has 8 exons.
UCCUCCUCCUCCUGCUCCUCCUGCUGCUGCUGCUGCUGCUGCUGCUGCUGCUGCUGGCCCAUUAUCAGCCUCCAGCCCACCUUGACAGCCCAGCACCGGCCGGCCAGCCUCCCGGUCCGCAUCGCGUCCUGGAGGGGAAUGGAGGCGUGGGGGCACCACCCAGCCCGCUAGCGGACUACCCCAGAUCUCCCUAGCGAGCGGCGCGAGCCCCCCGGGCCACAGCUCCCGGGACCAUGGUCUCCUGGAUGAUCUCGCGGAUAGUCGUCCUCGCCUUUGGGACGCUCUACCCGGCCUACUCCUCGUACAAGGCGGUCAAAACGAAGAAUGUGAAGGAAUACGUGAAAUGGAUGAUGUACUGGAUCGUGUUUGCGCUGUUCACCACAGCGGAGACGGCCACCGACCUGCUCCUGUCAUGGUUUCCGUUUUACUUUGAGCUGAAGAUCGCCUUUGUGAUCUGGCUCCUGUCUCCAUACACCAAGGGCUCCAGUGUCCUCUACCGCAAGUUUGUCCACCCGACGCUGUCCAACAAAGAGAAGGAGAUCGAUGAGUACAUAGCGCAGGCCAAAGACAGGAGUUAUGACACCAUGAUGAGGUUUGGGAAGAGGGGUCUCAACUUGGCUGCUACUGCUGCCGUCACCGCCGCCGCCAAGGGCCAGGGCGUGCUCUCUGACAAGCUACGGAGUUUCAGCAUGCAGGACCUGACCCUCAUCAACGCGGAGGACGAGCUGUCUCUACACACCUCAGACGCCCGCAUGAGACGGGACGCCAUGGACGACCUGAGCUCGGGGUCCAGCACGCUCCCCCGGGCCAAGAGCGCCGCCGCACGGCAGACCCGCUCCAUGUCCGCUGUGGACGACACGUCAUCCCAACACGGAUCGGACCAAUCGGACACCAGGACCGACCAUUCUGAUGAAGAUGCAGGAGACAAAGCCCCCAAACGUAGUGCCAGCGUCAGGGCGACCAAGAAACCUGCUGCUGCUAAGACCGAGACACAAACCAAGACGGUGAAGAAGCCGACCAAGAAAAAGGUCCCGCCUGCUAAUGCAGAGACGCCACCGUGAGGCCUUCACCGGGCCGCGCCUCCUCCACGCGCCCUGCAGGCCGCAGUCAGGGAUGUUUUAGUCUAAUAAGGGUUAAUGAGAAAUCCAUCAAUGCUCAUUUGUCCUCUAACCCCCGAGACACCCACACAAUGUGGCAGUUUUCAAUUUGCUGACAUUGGGAGUCUCUAUUUAAGCUGUUUUUAAUUGAAGUAUGUCUAUUACAUUCUUCACUAUUGGUUGUAGAUUCCAGUAUUUCCAUCUAUUUGUCCUCCAGGUUGCUCCUGCGUGGUUCUGUUUAACAAAAAAAGGAUGAUGCAAAUGUCAUUCUUUUGCUUUGUGCAUGCUACGCGUCUGGGUUCACAUGCAGAGCACGGACAUCACCAGUUGGCUUUAAGUUUAUUGUGCCUGAAGUUUUUCUUUUCACUGAGGAGUAAGAAGGGGGGGGGGGGGUCUGAAAU